This is a messenger RNA of Episyrphus balteatus (marmalade hoverfly), 510 nucleotides long. RefSeq lists its product as uncharacterized. The transcript has 2 exons. The record is from RefSeq and is a predicted model, not a curated record. Gene Ontology annotation, molecular function: odorant binding. Lineage: Eukaryota; Metazoa; Arthropoda; Insecta; Diptera; Syrphidae. Bases 119 to 496 code for a protein of 125 amino acids.
AUUAAUAAUUUACUUUAAGGUAAAUUCAAAGUAUAAAAGCUUGCAUGUUUUUCGAUUCAAAUUAAACCUUUUAAACACUCCAGUGGUAAAUGAACUUCAAUAGUCAUUGAACUAAACAAUGAAAAAGCUCAUUGUAAUUAUAUUUGCUUUGGUGAUAAUUCAGACAAGUGAUGCAGAUUCGGAAUUUGAUUGUAUAAAAACCGAAAACAUAACCCAACAAGAAUAUUCAGACAUGGUUCAAAAUAAGGCAAGAUUACCUGAUAUCGAAAAUCAAACAAAUGAAAGAUUUAAAUGUUAUACUGCUUGCUUUUUGGAGGCAAUGAAUAUCAUGGACGGGUGCUCGUAUCAAUUAGAAGCAGGCAAACGGUAUGCGGUGAGAAAUAAUAUAGACAGAUUAUUGGUGCCUUUGGAUUUGUGUAAGGACAGUUCGAAGGGAAAUGAACGUUGUAAUUGCGGCUAUAAUGUUUUUAAAUGUUUAAUGGAUAACUUUGAUUGAAUAAAACGAUUAAA